Molecule: messenger RNA, 1257 nt
Organism: Erpetoichthys calabaricus (reedfish)
Lineage: Eukaryota; Metazoa; Chordata; Cladistia; Polypteriformes; Polypteridae
Exons: 4
Coding region: 4-624 (206 amino acids)
Source: RefSeq, a predicted model, not a curated record
UAAAUGUCUGUGACAAUUAUGAUCUUAUUUUGUUUGAUAUUAAUUUUGUGGUGUUUGUACAUUGUUUUAGCCAUUCUUCGAAACAUUCUGGUUAAGCAGGAAAUGGUGAUGGAGCAAGUCAAAGUGAUUUUAAAAACCGUACAAGACCUACAUGAGAAAUGCUGUAGUGACAGUGGUUCAGAUCCAGUGCUGGAAAAAGACAUUCUUCCACUUCAAGAUCUCACAUCCAUGCAACAGCUUGAAAGUGACCUAGCGGUUGGUGGAGAUUUAAAAAAAAAACUAAUUACAUUGCUUGGGAUUCAAGGAGGCAUUGAUGUGAGAGACACGGUGUGGAGAAUCAUGAGGCAAACUUUCACCAAUUCAUUGGCCAAACAACUUAACUGGAGGGGAAUAAAUGGAAAAACAUGUUUUCAUAGCCUUCACAUUAAGGAUAUUGUGAUUGAUGCAGUACGAAGAAACUCUGUAACAUCAAGAGCCACAACUCAGGAAAUAGAAAUGUGGAUUAAGAGAUGGCUUCAUCUGGCUGCAGAUAGGGAUGGAGGGAGACGAGCAAGAAUGGAGCGUCAGAGGAAGAACAGCUAUCAAGAAUCAGGUGAAAUGCAUGUUCUUUCAAGUCAUCAUUAAGACCAGCCUUCUAAACCUUUGCUGAGGACAAGCUGGACAAAUGUGAUACCUUGAUCUGCCACAACCUUCCCAAAGAGAUUAGUGCUCAUUCAAUGCUUUCUGAGUUCUAACAUCAGGCACCAUCUGGAACUGUGUGUAAUAGUGGGUAUCCAAUCAUGGACUUUAUAAAAUUAAUGUUUGUACAUUUUGUUGACUGAAAUUUUUACCAUCACUGUUUGAUACAUUCUUGUUUUGUGCUUGUUUUAAAGACUUACAUUUAGGAAACCUUUCCCUGUUUGUUUAUUUAAAUAAUUCAUUGUGCAAGACAACAGUUAAAAUUAAGUUCAAUAUGUAAAGUAAAAAUCUAUUUUAUAAUAUGUGUAUCUCACCUAUGUGAUGUUUUUUAGGCACAUACAGGCUUAUUUGUUAUUUUUCCAUGUGUAUGCUCACAUGAUUCAUAAGAAAAUGGUAAUGUAAAACUGUAUAAAUUGUAAAUGUAUUAUAGACUAUUUUGUCAUGGUGGUUUAUUUAUUUGGAUAUGUCAGAAACGCAAGGAACUUUGUUUUGUUUGUUUUCUAUAUAAAUAAAACAUUUACUUUUAUUAUUGUCACAUCUACAAACUUUAGUAUUAGUAAUUUUGUUACUGAUUAUGUA